Messenger RNA from Vanessa tameamea, 1165 nucleotides. It is a transcript of the gene wbl, whose product is annotated as endoplasmic reticulum resident protein 29. The coding region runs from base 125 to 883 and encodes 252 amino acids. The record is from RefSeq and is a predicted model, not a curated record. The transcript is spliced from 2 exons. Gene Ontology annotation, biological process: protein secretion. Gene Ontology annotation, cellular component: endoplasmic reticulum; endoplasmic reticulum lumen. Lineage: Eukaryota; Metazoa; Arthropoda; Insecta; Lepidoptera; Nymphalidae.
UCAAUAAAAUAGUGUCGGCAAAAUUAAAUUGCUGAUAAUAUUUCGCUUAGUAUUAGUAGUAAUAGUAUUACUCAAGUAGUAAACAUCACAGCCGUAAUACAGUAUUUUUAUAUUUAGAUAAAAAAUGCGGCGGUUAAUAACAUUCGUGUGUGUCAUAUUUACCGUUCCAUCCUCAUACUUAGCAUCAACAAGUAUUAGCGGUUCGAUUGAAUUGGACGAAUUUACUUUUGACAAAAUAAUAAAUAAAUUUGAAGCAACUGUAGUAAAAUUUGAUGUCGCCUUUCCAUACGGUGAUAAGCAUGAUGCUUUCGUGGCGCUCGCUAAAGAAUCGAAGGACAUCGAAGAUUUACUAUUCGCUGAAGUAGGAGUUAAGGACUAUGGCGACAAAGAUAAUGAAGCUCUAGCAAAUAAAUAUGGCGCUUCAAAAGAUAAUUUUCCAUUGGUAAAAUUAUUUUUAAAAGGUAAAAGCGAACCGAUUACCUUCGAUGAUAGUAGAGGCUUUACUAGCGACCAGUUGCGACGGUUUAUUCGCGACAAAAGUGAGAUAUACUUAAGCCUACCAGGGUGCAUUAAAGAUCUUGAUUUGCUUGCUAUCAAAUUCAAAAACUCUGACCAAGAUAGUCGUAAAAAUGUCCUCAAAGAAGCUGAGAAUGUUCUAGAAAAACUAGGUAGCAAGGCAACCCCAACUGGGAAAAUCUAUAAAACUAUAAUGGAGAAGAUUCUAGAAAAGGGUGAUGAAUUUAUUAAAACUGAAAUAGCCAGAGUUAAAAAAAUAUUAGAUGAUAAAAUUUCAGAUAAAAAGAGGAAUGAACUUAGCGGCAGAUUGAACAUCCUUCAGUCUUUUACAUUUCCUCAAAAACAAACUAAAAAAGAAGAAUUGUAACUGUCUUGAAUAUUGCCCAUCAGAUAGUCAUCAAUGUACUAUACAUUAGUUUUAACUAUUAAUUAUAAAUUUUCUUUUGUAAAUAUUUUAUUGUAAAUUAUAAGUAUGAAUAUCAUUAUUUUAUUGAGCUCACAAAUAUACUGAAUAUUUUAUUCAGUUCAUGCAUUCCAUUAUUAAGUAAAUAAAAAAUAUUCAGUCUGAUUUGAAUUUGUAUGUAAAUGUGGUCUUUGGGAAUAAAUGAUGCACGCAUUUGUGUUCACGCAAUAAAGGUUUGAAAGCAAA